This is a messenger RNA of Brachypodium distachyon (stiff brome), 1629 nucleotides long. Its product is annotated as protein PIN-LIKES 7. The coding region runs from base 118 to 1485 and encodes 455 amino acids. The record is from RefSeq and is a predicted model, not a curated record. Gene Ontology annotation, biological process: endoplasmic reticulum to cytosol auxin transport. Lineage: Eukaryota; Viridiplantae; Streptophyta; Magnoliopsida; Poales; Poaceae. Gene Ontology annotation, cellular component: membrane. The transcript is spliced from 6 exons.
CACUUACAGCAGGCUUGCAUCACCAGCUGCCACUCAGCUGGGUUUUCAUCAGUCUUAAACUGAGCUGUGUUAAUUACCUGAGCACACACACAGCUCAAGUCUGAACAAGCUAGUAAGAUGGGGUUCGUGUCUCUGCUGCUGGUGGCAUCGUCCCCGGUCGUGGAAGUGCUCCUCAUCGCCGUCCUCGGCGCCUACCUCGCCUCCGGCCACGGCCACAAGGUCCUCCUCGGCGCCAGCGCGCGCACCGACAUCAACCGCGUGGUGUACGCCGUCUUCACCCCGGCGCUCAUGCUCUCCAGCCUCGCCAGGACCGUCACGCUCCGGGACGCCGUCUCAUGGUGGUUCAUGCCGGUCAACAUCGGCAUCAUCUUCCUCGCCGGCGGCCUCCUCGGCUGGGCCGCCGUCUUCCUCCUCCGGCCCCCGCAGCACCUCAGAGGCUUAGUUGUGGCGUCAUGCUCCGCAGCCAACUUCGGUAACCUGCUGCUCAUCAUGAUCCCCGCCGUGUGCCGGGAGGAAGGGAACCCUUUUGCGGAGGACGGCGGCGCCGGCGUCUGCACCGACCGAGGGCUCUCCUACGCAUCCUUCUCCAUGGCCCUUGGAGGGCUGUACAUCUGGACGCACACGUACAGCGUCAUGAAGAGAUCCAGCGAGAUAUACCGCAAGAUGAAUCAUGAGUCCACGCUUGCUUCUGCUGUUGCUCAUCAUGGACACGACGAGGCAGCUCAUGAUGAUCCCAAGAAGGACUCUCUGAGACAAGAGGAAGAAGAAGAAGAAGACAACCAAUUAGAGGAGCCCAGCUGGAACGACGAUGAGGAAGAGGGGCUUGUGUCCCAGCCAUCUUCAGACAGCUUUGUCGUCCUAGACCAUGAACGGGAACAGCGCCAAGCGUUGCUGAUGCCGUUGGUGUCCAGCUACCAUCUUCAGCAUUCGGGUGGUAAUAAGAUCAGCGUGUGGGACAAGCUCAAGCAUGGCACCCACCAGAUCCUCGAGGAGCUCACCGCGCCACCCACCGUCAGCGCCGUUCUAGGAUUCAGUGUCGGCGCAGUGCCGUGGCUGAGAUCGGCGUUCAUCGGCGACGGCGCUCCCCUGAGGGUCGUCCAAGACGCCCUCAAAAUACUAGGAGAUGGCACCAUCCCUUGUAUUACUCUCAUUCUUGGAGGAAACCUCACCAAAGGUGUGCGAAAGACGGCGGUGUCGCGAUGGAUCAUUGCUGCGAUCAUCGGCAUCCGGUACGUGGCCCUGCCGUUGAUCGGGGUGGCGGCGGUGAAGUCGGCGCGUGAGCUCGGGUUCCUACCACCAGACCCGCUGUACCAGUAUGUGCUGAUGCUGCAGUUUGCGCUGCCACCGGCGAUGAGCAUCGGCACAAUGGCGCAGCUCUACGACGUUGCCCAGGAGGAGUGCUCCGUCAUAUUCCUCUGGACGUACCUCGUCGCCGCACUCGCGCUCACCCUCUGGUCUACCAUCUUCAUGUCCAUCCUCUCCUAGCAACAGAGGCCGAGAAAAAGUGGCUUCCAAAAAAAUAAAUUAAGUGGGCAGAGUAGAGAUGUUCAAACCAUUUCUGGAGAAGCCCAAGUUAAAAAAGAACAAGUGAUCAAUUGAUCCUAACUACUACUGCACUGCAUACAGUUU